This is a messenger RNA of Rotaria sp. Silwood1, 1884 nucleotides long. NCBI's taxonomy places the organism in Eukaryota, Metazoa, Rotifera, Eurotatoria, Philodinida, Philodinidae. The record is from the annotation of a GenBank genome assembly.
AUGGCUAAAGCAGCGUCAAUAGAUAAUUGUGAGAUAGAAUUUGUUUUGUCAACAAAGAACAAGAAAAUUUUACUUUGUAAUGGAUACAGAUAUGUUUUAAAUCAAGCAACAAAGAAUAAAAAAUAUUGGCGAUGUGAAGAUGGUAACAAUUGUGGAGCCUAUGUACAUACAACAUCUGAAGACAUUUACUUGAAACAUAACAAAGUUGAACACAACCAUCUUCCAGAUCCUGAUGAAAUUUUGAUUAAUAAAUUACUAUCGAAGAUUCGUUAUCGAAUUAUGAAGGAACAUUUAUCUGCUGCCUUCAUUUAUGAAUUUGAGGUCGCACGUGCCAAUCUUACACAAAGUCAAUUGGCUAUUAUGCCAGCAUUCAAAAUAAUAAAGUCUGCAUUAUAUUUGGCACGUGCAAGUACCAUUCCAGCAAUACCAAAAGCAUUUCAAUUUGAUAUACCAAUGUGGUAUCAACUGAAUGCAAAUUCAGAACAAUAUUUACUUGCUGAUUGUUAUAGUCCGGCAUUUGAUCGUGUUUUAAUUUAUUCAUCUAAUCGACAACUUCAGAUUUUAUUCGAUUCAGAAAUUAUUUUUUGUGAUGGCACAUUUGCUUCUUCACCACCACAAUUCAAACAAAUUUAUACUAUACAUGCGAUUUAUGAAGAAGAAUCAUUUCCUUGCAUCUUUGCUAUGUGUACUCACAAAAAUAACGAAACAUAUGAUGCAAUCUUAGGAAAAUUAAAAUCUGCUGCUACACAGAUGAACAAAAAUUUUACACCUUCUUUAAUUAUGUCUGAUUACGAAAGUGGUUUCGUUGAAGUAAUAAAACAAAUUUAUUCAAAUAAUACUACUCGACACGUCGGAUGUUACUUCCAUACGUGUCAGGCUAUAUAUAGAAAAGUGCAAGAAAUAGGUUUACAAGUGCCAUAUAAUUCAACAGUUUGGGUACGAACUGUUGUGAGAUCUCUUAUGGCUCUACCACUAUUGUAUCAACAUUUAGUAAAUGACCAAUUUGAUCAAAUUGUUAAUGUUGUCGAUGAACGUUUAAAAAAAGCGAAGAAGCUCAAAAGAACAACUGAUGUUUCAGAUCAAUGUGAAGCUGCUCGUGAAGAAAUUAGACUAAAUGAAGUUCAUGCUAAUGUAUGGAAAGUAAUAUCUACAUUUAUUGACGAAGAAUAUCAUGCAUAUCAAAAAAUGGUUCUGAUACGUACAGGUGUUCAAAAAAAAACUAAUGCUACAGCUCGACAAAUUGCUUAUCAAGAGCGUAUAAAUAAAUUAUAUGUUUUGUAUGACAAAAAUACAAUUAAUGCUAGUCAAUUAUUAGAAGAUGGUUUGUUGGACUAUAUUAAAAAGAAUGUACCAGUAUAUGUUAAUGCUACAUAUCCUUCUGUAAUGAGAUCUAUUGACAUAAGAUUAAAAGAAUUUGUUGAAACUGUCAAUUUACAAGAAGGAGAAAAAAUUCAAUUUUGUAAAGCUCAUGAUGUUGAUGGAAUUCCAUCAUCGAAUAACGAAAAUACUAUAGUCGAAGCUGAUGAACAACAUCAAGAUGAUUAUCAAAACAUAACAACAACUUCUGAAUUUGUGUCGUCUAAUGAGGAAUCACCAAUCAAAGGUACUUUGACCAGCUCUGUAAUGGAUAGUGAUGAUAAUGAUUUUCAACAAUCAACAGUUUCACAAGAUGCUAUAGCGAAUGCUCAAAAUAUCGAUUUCUUUUUUCAAUCUACAAAUACAAGAAAAACCCAAAAACAAAUGGAUGAUGAAAUCAAAAAACAAAAACGUUUAAUUUCCCAAUUAACAAUGUGGAAUGAAUUUGCACCGAGUAAUAGUAAAAGACGUACAAGUACAACUAAACUUACAACUACAAUUAGACAUAAACGUUCAAAAGAAAGCUAA